UCCAUGUGGUUUUCUUGAACAGCAGACACACACUUUCUCGGUAGAAAAUGCCCGCCACGGACGCCUUGGAAACUUCAGCGAAGCGAGUACGUCGGCCAAAUUUUACCGAACGCGAAAUUGAAGCGCUCGUGGAAUGCUACCAAGCUAACAAGGCUGCCAUAGAUGCCACUGGCGAUGGGCCGCAAGGCGCUCUUGCUAAAACCAAAGCCUGGGCCCGCAUUACUGAUACUCUGUUUGCGGUGUCCGGCAUCAAACGCACGCCUGCGGAAGUUAAGAAGAAAUGGACGGAUUACAAGAGCUUAAACAAGAAGAAAGGGGCCAACGUCACGCGGUGCCUUGGCAGGACAGGUGGGGGUGCCGCAGAAGUGCCGCCACUUACGCCUCUUGAAGAAAGAGUAGUGGCCACACUCGACAGGAGCACCGUCGUCGGGAUUAACGGCAGUUACGACAUCGGAGUAACAGGAGGGGAUGUCAUACUCAGAUACAAUGUCCAGUGCUCAGAUCCCGGUCCUUCAAGUAGUGCUACACCCCUAGUACCUGAUGCUUGUGAAGGCGCAGAGCUGACAUCCUCCACAUGGAUAAGUCAAACACCUAGCCCAGCUUCAUCACAGGAGGCAGCAAAUGUGCAACAGGAGGCAGCAAAUGUGCAACAGGAGGUUGCUGACAGCGCACCGGCUGUGCCAACACCACGCAGGGGUACAACACCAAGGAGUAGGGCGACCAGUGAAGCAAGUGAAAUAGCAAACACACACAAAAAAAUGGAACAGCACUUGGAAGCGCUCGUAGAUAUACAGAGGAGGCUACUGGCCAUCAAAGAACACAAGUAUAAAGUUAGGACACUUCCUGGAGGACGGCUUGAACUGCAAUAAAUUGACAACACAGCUUUAGGAAUGUGCAUUCUGCGUGUCGUUGCUUUGCUCCAAAAGACUG
Messenger RNA from Ornithodoros turicata, 930 nucleotides. RefSeq names its product nuclear apoptosis-inducing factor 1-like. Bases 48 to 869 code for a protein of 273 amino acids. The record is from RefSeq and is a predicted model, not a curated record. NCBI's taxonomy places the organism in Eukaryota, Metazoa, Arthropoda, Arachnida, Ixodida, Argasidae. The transcript has 6 exons.